Chlamydomonas reinhardtii is the source of this 1569-nucleotide messenger RNA. RefSeq lists its product as uncharacterized. Bases 67 to 1119 code for a protein of 350 amino acids. The record is from RefSeq and is a predicted model, not a curated record. The transcript is spliced from 6 exons. NCBI's taxonomy places the organism in Eukaryota, Viridiplantae, Chlorophyta, Chlorophyceae, Chlamydomonadales, Chlamydomonadaceae.
CAGACACAGCACCAGCACGACCACAACCCGAGCACCACCACACGCACCACCACUGCCGCCGCCGCCAUGGCUGCGCCGCCGACCCACUUGCAGCAACAGCCGCAACAGCUGCCCCGCCCGCACCCCAGCCCGCACCCGCACCCGCACCCGGCUCCUCCUGAGGCCCACCAGCCGCUGCUGGAUGAGGAGCUCCUGCGCGGACUGGUGUGCGGCAUGUUGAGCCAGGACCCGGACGUCCUCCGCACCACGGUGAGCCGCCACUACGCCCCCGGAGCUGUGCUGUACCACUACCUGCUGGCGGCGCACACGGCGGAGGACGUGUACCGCGUGUACCGCAGCUACGCCGCCAAUAUACCCCCACACCGCAUGCCGCAUGCCGCCGCCCGCCGCCGCCGCUGCUGCAUGCAGCUGCCGUUCACGAGCUGGCCGCUGCUGGGCCCGCUGCUGCCCGAGGCGGUGGUGCCCACGCUGGUCAUCAUCAAGACCCGGCCCGACCCGCACACCGGCAGACCGCUGGUGUACGAGCAGUAUGACCACGUGAGCCUGUACGCCUUCGUGUGGAGCUUUGGACAGCCCGCCCUGGCCCUGUUCGAGCGGGUGUUCAAGCCAGCAGUCAUGUACGUCAUGGGCGCCCACGCUUGGGCCCUGGAUGCCCUGGAGGAGGUGGGUCGCUUCGCCCGGCUGCAGCUUGGGGGGCAGCAGGCACUGCAGCUGCUACAGCCGCUACUGCCGGCGUCCUGGGGAAAAUCGGGAAGCGGACGAGGCUGUAGCAGCAGUUACAGCGGCAGCGGCAGCGGCAGGACGGCGGCGGCGGCGGCGGUGCCGCCGGCGUGCGGGGAGCCGGUGCUGCUGCCACCCGCGCACCCGGCGGCGGGGCAGCGGCAGGAGGAGCAGGGGGCGGGGGAGGGCGGGCGUCAGGGACACGGCGGUGUGGUGGGCAGGGUGGUGGCGCCGGCGGUGGCGGCGGUGCGUGCGGCCCGGGAGCUGCCUGGGGAGAUCGACCACUCGGCCACAGACUUCGGGCUGCGCGGCAGGCAGCUGGACGGCACCAACACCCUCCCCCUGGCCAGUUCCUCGGCGCAGGCGGCAGCGGUGGCGGCGGCGGCGGGGGACAGCUAGCGCCUGCAGCAGCGACAGCACCAAGCCGCAGCUGCCCGUGCCCCUGAGCUAGUUUCCAUAGUGUUACUUUGGUUCAUUGGUUAUUGCCGGGGGCGCGUUGUGGCGAGUGAAACUUGCUUGGCUGACCUGCUGAACUUCCGCAAAGAGGGGUUGACUUAUUGUUCUGGGAAAUGAAUGACACAAGCCUGGGGCUGCCCGGAACACCAGCAGCUUCCGGGCUGGGCCGGGUUGAGUGUGAGUGAGUGUUGCUUGGGUAAUGCUGGCUAGGAGGCAUGCAGCAGGGGGCUGGUCAGGAACGGGCCAGGAGCAAUAAAUCAGGAGCCGCUGCAUGCUGGCUAGCUGCUGGCUGCUGCUACCGGAGCUGGCAAAGGGGUGAGUGCUCACUUGUGGUGGGCGGUUUGGCGCUCGCUCGCUCCGGCGCGAAAGAUGUGCGUGAGACGCGUGUGCGGG